AUGGCUGUGUCAAACGUAAAAGAGAAAUAUGCGGACUUCCUGGUAGAUGGCACUGAGGCAAUAUCGCUAACCUUUGUAUCCGAUAUGAGCGAAAUGUUCUCAACGGCAAGGCAUCAUCCUCAAUAUGUCUACCAGUAUUUCGGAGAGAACGAAACAAUAUUUGGUUACAAGGACCUAAGCAUCACUAUACAUUAUACCGAUGCAUCUGUGUAUCUCUACCCAGAAAUUACUUAUACAGCCAAAAUAACAUCGUUAACAGCUGAGUUCAAAGCUGACAAUAUAGUUCAAAAAUUAAGCGAGCACUUGCCAGCUGAGCAAAUGGAAAUGUUGUGCCAGACAAGCGCUUUUUUCAAAUUUCGUUUGGAUGAGCAGAAAAAAUUUUGGCCUUACGGACAACUUCUUUCCAAAUUCACCAUUGAUAGUCGAGAACUGCAGGUCUGGGUAGUUAACGAAAGUUCGCCCGGAUUUAAUGCAUAUUUAGCUCGAGUUCAAACUCUUGCUUUAUGGUACAUUGAAGCUGCACAGUACACGGAUAAUGAUGAUCCACGAUGGCAGCAUUAUUUCCUAUACGAAUCAAUUAAGAAAGAUAAUGGAGUUUCGCGCGUAGCACUUGCGGGGUAUGCAUCACUUGUCAGAUUUUAUAAUUAUCCUGAUAAAAUUCGACCUAGGAUUGCCCAGAUUUUACUGUUGCCACAUUAUCAGGGCGUCGGUAUUGGUGCUAGAUUUUUGAAGGCAAUAUAUAAUGACUUAAUCCAAGACCCUAAGGUCGCAGAUAUUACAGCGGAAGCUCCUGCAGAAUCGUUCAUAACAACUCGAGAUUAUGUGAAUUGCUCAAAUUGCUCAACACUAAAGGAAUUCCAUGUAGAUAAUCUAAAAAAAGGUUUCACUGAAGAGAUGAGAAAUGCUGCUUUACUACGAUUUAAAAUAAAUCCGAAACAGGCACGGCGCGUUUAUGAAAUACUGCGUCUGCACCAUAUCGAUGUUCGAGAUGAAAAAGCUAUGGAAGAAUAUCGAUUGGAUGUGAAGAAAAGACUUGAAAAACCUUUUAAACGAAGUGAACGUGACUGGAGAAAGCUAUCAAGCGUUUUGGAUGAAUAUGAAUAUGCAGCAGUUGUAGCCAGUCAGAUGAGUAUAGAGCAGAAAAUAGCUAAACUGGAACAACUUUAUGAAGAAGAAUUAGCCAGCUAUCGGACUGUUAUUAAACGAUUGAUCAAUUUUGCUAAUGGUUAA
Messenger RNA from Cercopithifilaria johnstoni, 1230 nucleotides. The record is from the annotation of a GenBank genome assembly. Lineage: Eukaryota; Metazoa; Nematoda; Chromadorea; Rhabditida; Onchocercidae.